Molecule: messenger RNA, 947 nt
Organism: Ipomoea triloba (trilobed morning glory)
Lineage: Eukaryota; Viridiplantae; Streptophyta; Magnoliopsida; Solanales; Convolvulaceae
Product: floral homeotic protein PMADS 2-like
Exons: 6
Coding region: 112-684 (190 amino acids)
Biological process (GO): positive regulation of transcription by RNA polymerase II
Cellular component (GO): nucleus
Molecular function (GO): RNA polymerase II cis-regulatory region sequence-specific DNA binding; DNA-binding transcription factor activity, RNA polymerase II-specific; protein dimerization activity
Source: RefSeq, a predicted model, not a curated record
UUUAUUCCAUUCAUCUUUUAUUUAUAUAUUGUAGGAUCGGAAGAACAGAACAGAACACAAACUACAUAUUUCAAACCAAUUAAGCUAAGGUAAGUACUAUACAUAUAUAGAAUGGGGAGGGGUAAAAUAGAGAUAAAGAGAAUAGAGAACUCAAGUAAUAGGCAAGUUACAUACUCCAAGAGAAGAAAUGGCAUCAUCAAGAAAGCAAAGGAAAUCACUGUUCUUUGUGACGCCAAGGUUUCACUCAUCGUCUAUGGAAGCUCCGGGAAGAUGCAUGACUAUUGUAGCCCUUCCACCUCGUUAGUUGAGAUGCUGGAUGGUUACCAGAAGGCAUCUGGAAAGAAGCUGUGGGAUGCUAAGCAUGAGGACUUGAACAAUGAAAUUGAUAGGAUGAAGAAAGAAAAUGACGGCAUGCAGAUUGAGCUCAGACACCUUAAAGGAGAAGAUAUAAAUUCUUUGAACUACAAGGAGCUCAUGGGUUUAGAAGAUGCCCUGGAAAAUGGUCUCACCUCUAUCCGAAACAAACAGGACGAAGAUGUGAUGGAGGAACUUAAACAAUUUCAAUUUGGUUGGCAACAGAAGGAGAUGGGCGCAGAAAUGGUGGUUAGGGAAUACCAAUCCGCAGAGAUGCCUUUGACAUUCCGUGUGCACCCGAUGCAGCCUAAUCUGCACCAAACAAUGUAGCAAAUUAUAUAUAGGCAUGUUCCAUGCAUGCAACCUUAAUUAUUGUCUCUAAUUAAUUACCUACUUCAUUAACAUUUAUAAACAUCGCAUGCUCCUACCUUAAUUACUAUCUAGUACUCUACCUAGCUUAGCUAACUAGGGUUUAUCUGAGAUGCAUAAUUCCAUAAGUUGCUAUGUACUCCUUAACUAUAAUUUACCUACUCAACUCCCUACAUAUGUACUUUAAUUUAUCAAUGUAAGCCCAGCUAAUGUUGUUCCGAACU